CCGCCACUGCCGCCGCCUCAGCAGCAGGAACCGAAGUCGCCGCCGCCGCCGCCGUCGCUGCCGCUGCCGCCUGGGUCGCCGGGCGCCCGCGCGCUGCCUUGGCCGGGGCCCGCAGCCAUGGAGGACUUCAUCGUGAUCUCGGACGACAGCGGCUCCGAGAGCUCCGGGGGGGCCCGCUCGGGCAGGGCGCGGAGGCUCCGCCGGGCCCUGUCUCGGACCCCCGGCGCUCUGCCCCGCCGGACCGUGGACUUCAUUGACUUAACUAGAGAAACCAGACCAAGGACAAAGGAUCGCAGUGGACUCUGUGUGAUUGACCUGACGAGAACUGAAGAAGAAAAUAGACCUAUUGCCACACUUGACUUGACUCUAGAACCUGUUGCUCCCUCCCAGAAAGAGCCAACUAAUCUUCAGACAUGUGCCAGCCUCUCCAGCAAAGAGGUGAUGGAAGGGCGGGUAGACAGAAGCUCUUGGCCUGCAGCACGGAGAAUCAUUAACAGCGAUCCUGUGGAUUUGGAUCUUUUGGAAGAAACCACAUUUGAAGGUCCACAACCCCCUACAUCCAUCAGUGGGAACUCUGUUUAUUCAACAGAACCAAAUUGUAGCUCAACUACAUUCAAAGGUGAUCUUGGCUUCUUGGCAAGCCUACAGCUAUCUUCAGAUGUUUGCUCCUCCUCCCCAACAAGCAAUAACAGUAGCAGCAGCAAUCAGAGGACACCCUUGCCAUGCCCACAGCAAGAUGUGCCUUGCCCACCACAAGCCUUGCCGUGCCCAUUUCGAGCCUUGCCAUCCCCACUGCGAACCUCACCAUGUCCACCACGAGCCUCCUCAUGCCCACCACGAGCCUUGUCAUGCCCAUCACAAACCAUGCAGUGCCAACUACAGGCUUUGCCUCACCUGCCUCAAGAAGUUCCACGCCCUCCUCAAGAUAUGCCAUGCCCACAGCAGACUGUGCCAAGCCCACCUCCAGACUCAUCAUGGCAACCUCAGCACUCACCCAGCCCACCUCAAGACUCACUGUGCCCACCUCAAGAUUCUCCUCUGGGCCUACCUCAAGAUGUACCAGGCCCACCUCAAAACAUAUCAUAUCCACAAGAUGUGGCACAUUUACAAGAUAUGCCACGUUCAUCAGAAGAUGUACCACAGUCACCAGAAGACGUGCCACAAUCACCAAGACACGUGCCACAGUCACCAGCAGACAUGCCACAGUCACCAGCAGAUGUGCCACAGUCACCAGGAGAUGCACCACAGUCACCAGAAAGUGUGCCACAUUCACCUGGAGAAGUCCCAGACUUCCCAGGAGAUAUGCUCCAUUCACCUGGAGAUAGGCCAAGCUUGCCAGGAGACAUGCCACACUCAUUUGGAGAUUUGGCUCCGUUACCACGAGACAGGCCUUACCCUCUCCAAAAUGAUGUACAGAACCAUGACACUCCUAUGGAAGUCUUAGCUCCAUCCUCUCCAAGGUUCUCUCCCAGUCCACAGUCUCCACAGUCUGAAACUUCCUUAGAGAAAGUUCCUUGGCUCUCUGUCACAGAAACUCCAGCCAGAAAAGAGAGAUCAGUGUCAGAGCCUGCUAACCCCAGGUCUGCCCAGGUACAAGCACGAACACCACAGGGUGGGUUAUACAACAGACCAUGCCUGCAUAGACUGAAGUACUUCUUACGACCUCCGGUGCAUCACCUCUUCUUCCAGACACUAAUACCAGAUAAAGACACAAGAGAGAGUAAGGGUCAAAAAUUAGAACCCAUUCCUCAUCGAAGACUAAGAAUGGUAACAAACACCAUUGAAGAAAAUUUUCCCCUGGGGACUGUGCAGUUUUUGAUGGACUUUGUGUCACCCCAGCAUUACCCACCCAGAGAAAUUGUGGCUCACAUCAUCCAGAAAAUCCUGCUCAGUGGCUCUGAGACUGUGGAUGUCCUGAAGGAGGCCUAUAUGCUUCUCAUGAAAAUUCAACAGCUACAUCCAGCUAACGCCAAGACAGUGGAGUGGGACUGGAAGCUGCUCACUUAUGUUAUGGAGGAAGAGGGACAGAAUCUGCCUGGGCGAGUCCUUUUUCUGCGUUACGUGGUCCAGACCCUGGAAGAUGACUUCCAGCAGAUCCUGAGGAGGCAGCGACAGCAUCUGCAGCAAUCCAUUGCAAGCACUGUGCUGUCCUGUGACAAGCAGCCCCACAAUGUCAGGGAUGUUAUCAAGUGGUUGGUCAAAGUAGUAACUGAAGAUGGAUUAACUCAACCCCCAAAUGGGAAUCAAACCUCUUCAGCAACAGGAAUCUUGAAGGCCAGCAGUAACCAUCCUUCUCCCCAGGCCAACCUGACAAAGAACACCAAUCAGCUGAUUGUGUGUCAGCUGCAAAGGAUGCUGUCCAUAGCCGUAGAGGUAGACAGGACCCCCACCUGCAGCUCCAAUAAAAUUGCUGAGAUGAUGUUUGGGUUUGUGCUGGACAUUCCUGAGAGGAGUCAGAGGGAGAUGUUCUUUACUACCAUGGAAAGCCACCUUCUGCGCUGCAAAGUGUUAGAAAUCAUAUUCCUCCACAGCUGUGAGACGCCCACCCGCCUGCCCUUAUCUCUGGCCCAGGCCCUCUAUUUUCUGAACAAUUCCACAUCACUGCUCAAGUGUCAGUCGGAUAAAACCCAGUGGCAGAUGUGGGAUGAACUUGUUGAGCACCUGCAGUUCCUGUUAUCCAGUUAUCAGCAUGUGUUAAGAGUGUUCGCAGUAGCCUCUGACGUAGGACCUUUCAUGCCUACUGAAGCAGAAAAUCCAAGGCCUUGUCAACUGGACCAGAAUGGCUGAGGUACCCUGGCCAGGAGUUCCUCCCCUUGGACAGGCUUGGAUGAAAACCACCACCACUUGCCUGAAUGUCCCCUAUUACCUUAGGAAACUCCAGAUCCUUCCUGCUCCCACCCCAAGUCUUCCCCGUUCCCUCUCUUCAGCCAGUUCUUUCCAUUUCCUCAAAGUCAUUUAGUAUUUUUCAGAGUAGCAUAUGCCUUAAGAAACUCCAUUUUACUGAAGGGUUUUUGUCCCCCUACACCCAGUCUCCAGCAGCAGAGUAAAGCAGAGCACACUCCAGGCUCGGCACCCUCUGGAUACUUCAUUUGCUCUCAAAGGCCAAACUCCACGUGGCUCUGCGGCCAGCCUAUCUUCCAAUCUCAUCUGCUAUGGCUUUCCCUUACCACUCACAUUGUAUCUCUAGUUCUCAAAACAAGCUUUUUCCUGCCUCAGGGCACUUACACUUGCUGUUCUCACUACCUGACCUGCAUUUCCCCCUAGACCUUUGCACAAUUGCCUCCUUCUCAUCCUUCAGGUCCCAGCUCAGAGACCCUCCCUGACUAGAGUGGGCUGCUUCCCUCAUCCCCCAAUACCACUGUUUACCACAGCAUCCAAUUUAUUUCUUUGAUUGUACUCACCAAAACUGUAAUUGUUUUUGCUGGCUAAUUAACUGUUAGGCUUCCCCCAACUAGAGUCAGUUUAUCAGGGUUGGGCCCCGGUCUCAGAGACUGGUGCACUUCCAGAUGCAUUGUCGGUGCUCACUGGAAUUUUUGUUGAUUGAAUGUUGAAGGGGCCCUGAUAGGACAUCUCAAGGCAGUCUUGCUUCCUGUUUCCUUUUCAGACACUGUAGUGUAUUUGUUAUACUUUUUUUUACUUCACCGUUAAGCCCAGUGCUAUAAAUUUAGAGGGACUUUACCUGAAAAGAUACCUGAAGGUUGAAGAAAAACAUACUAAGCAUAUUAUUUGAAAAUGUAACCUACUACAUAUUGCUUAAAAAUAAGUUAAUUCUAUAUUUCCCAUAUUUCUGGAUAAGAUGUAGUUCAGUCCUAAUAACCGUGCUAGAAGAGGUGCCAUUGUCCCCAUGUUAUAAAUGAGGAGAUGAAGAAAGUGAUGUGCUAGCGAAUGCUGGUGCAUCUGGGAGUCCGCAGGUCCUCGGAUCUUUCCUCCAUCCAUUCGCUUUCUCCAUGACUUGUGCUCCUUUGCCUGAACUCCCUGUACUUCCAGAGUCCUAUUGGAGCUGAUCUGUGGAUUUGGAUGAAGACCUUUGUAACUUCUUUUACUUUUCCCCAGUAUUUUUAUUUUUGGAACUACAAAAAGGUUGAACAAGCGGUGCAGUGAACACCCAUUUACCUUUUAUGUUGAUUCACUGGCUAACAUUUUGCCACAUUUGGUUUAUAUAUUGAUCCACCUAAAUAAUUUCUUUUUGAUAGUUGAGAGUAAGUUGUACCAUCAUAAUCCUUCAUGCCCAAAGAUACUUCGACCUAAGGAUAAGGAUAUUCCCAUACAACCACAAUUCAUUAUCGCACUCAACAAAUUUAUCUUCCAUAGAAUAUUCUCUAAUAUGUCCCAGUAAUAUCCUUUAUAGGUGGCUGGUUUUGUUUUGAGCUAGGCUCCAAAUGCCACACAUUGUGUUCGGUUGUUGUACGCUCUUUGGUCUUUUACACACUUCCCACCCUUUCCUUGUCUUUCAUAAUACAGACAUUUUUGAAGAUCCAGGCCAGUUGUCUUGUAACCUAUCCCAUAAUUGGGGUUGUCUAAUUAUUUCUUGUGAUCAGAGUCCUGUUAAAUCCUAUCGGCAGGAACUCUGAAGAUUACACUCCUUCCCAGUACAUGACAGCAAGAGGCAGUAAUAUCAGUUUGGUCCCCUUAUUGGUGAUGUUAAAUGUGAUCAUUUGGUUAAGGUAGAGUCUAUCAGAUUUCCCCACUGCUGUCUUCCGUUAUUAGUAAGUCCAGAGAGUGAAACUUUGAGACUGUGAAUGUCCUAUUCAGCCUUUCACUUAAGAGUUUUAGCACCCACUGAUGAUGGUUCUUACCUGAAUCAGUUAUUCCAAGAGUAAAUUAGAAAGUGGUUACUUUCUAACUGCUUCUACAGUUAUUAACUGGCCUUUUUCUGCAAAAAGGAUCUUUCCCUUCUUCCUCCCCUCCUUUUUUAUUUACUAUGGACUGGGCACUUUUUAAAAUUUAAUGUGUAUAAUCCAUUUUUGUCAUUAUUUUUUAUGACCAUGUCCAAAAUGUAGCCAAUAAGAGGCCUCUUCAGGCUGGCUUGUUCUUUUGACAUGUUCCCCUGUGUGUAUGUGUGUGUGCGCAGGUGUGCUUUCCCCCACUAUUUUUAAACACUCCCUUACUUUCUUAUAAAAGAUGUUCCAGGUUCACCUUGUAAUUUCCUUGCCAUAGUCCUAGAAUCAGCCUCUCCUCCCCAAAAAAAUUCUGGUUUCUCUUGGUAAGGAAUGAGGGAAAGCAUUAAGAAAUCAAGAUCUGGGUGCUAAGUAUGCUGAUUACUACUGGGGUACCAGCUUUUAGACCCUUCUGAGGACAGAGCUAGUAAAUAACAUAAUUUGUUUUAGAAAUAUACGUUCAGGAACACCUGGGUGGCUCAGAAGUUGAGCUUCUGCCUUUGGCUCAAGUUGUGAUCCCAGGUUCCUAAGAUCAAGUCCCACAUCAGGUUCCCCACAGGGAGCCUGCUUCUCCCUCUGCCUAUGUCUGCUUCUGUGUGUCUCUCAUGCAUAAGUAAAUAAAAUCUUUAAAAAAAAAAAAUGAGUUCAUACCAAUACCUCAAUUUCCACUCCCUCAGAAUUCUUCCUCUCUUCCUAUUCUGUAACUGAGUCACUCUUCUCCCGCUGCUGCAGAAGGCCAUUGUCAAAGGGCAGGCCAUUGUCUUCUGAGAUGACUGGCACUGCUGUCCACGAUCUGUUCCAGCUGAUUUUGUGUUUUUAUUUGGUGGGUUUUUUUUUUUUUUAAGUUGUCCUCAAAUCAGAAACAUGAAAGAUUUUGUCCUAAUGUAGGGCAUGAUCCUGACACCCAAGGCCAGCUACCAGCUGGCACCCCACUUCUAUCCCAGAUUGCCUUUCUCCCCAGCUCUCUGUCCAACUGUUGAUUAUGUGAUUCUUCUGAUAAGCCCAUUCUCAAAUGCCAGCGUGUCCAUAUCUGCCCCCUGCCAGCCCUCCCCACUUCUGUAUUUAAAGCUUUCAAGGCCCAAUAAAAUAUUAC
Molecule: messenger RNA, 5970 nt
Organism: Nyctereutes procyonoides (raccoon dog)
Lineage: Eukaryota; Metazoa; Chordata; Mammalia; Carnivora; Canidae
Gene: SIMC1
Product: SUMO interacting motifs containing 1
Exons: 10
Coding region: 118-2787 (889 amino acids)
Source: RefSeq, a predicted model, not a curated record